Molecule: messenger RNA, 4496 nt
Organism: Vitrella brassicaformis
Lineage: Eukaryota; Vitrellaceae
Source: the annotation of a GenBank genome assembly
GGUCGAGUGGCUGCUCGAGAAGGAGGCGGACUAUGGGGCUACCGACAAGUUCAACGAAAGGCCUUUCGCCCUCGCACAAAGACGCGGCCGGAAGGUCAGCUGUCAAGGAAUGGCGUCCACUGAGCCGCCGCAGUGAGUGAGUCCGCCCUGUUGUGCUUCGCAGGAGUGCGAGGCCGUGCUACUGAAGCAUAUCUGUGCCGAGGCCGUCCGUUGGAGGCGCUCGGCCACCAACACUGCCGCAGGAGCCAGCAUGGGAGCGCCUUCCAUCCCCACGGCAAGCGAAGACACCGCCCCACACACAUAUGGCAGGGGCACACACACCCACACACAGACCGCAUCCUUUGUGUGGAUGGAUCGAUGGGCGCAGGCAGCUGCAGCUGGUGCGAUGGAUGAGGGCGGCGGUGUCGACUCGCCAGCGGCCGCGGCACACGAGAGGAAGAAGCAGGAGCUGCGUGAGAAGGCGACCAGGGGAGUGCUGCAGAUGAGGGCCAUGGCGAGAGCGAUCCGGGAGGCGUGCUCACACGACCUGUUGACGCCAGAGGGGCCACGCAAGCCCGUCGAGCUUGGGGAGGACCACUCGCUGCUGUCGUCGCUGCCCAAGCCCAUGGUCUCCUACAUGAACGGUUUCGUGCUGAAGCAGGCCCUCCACUCAUGUGCGGUCCACGGCUCGGCGAAGUCGCUCGACACACUGCUGCAGGACAACUUCAUCAAGCCGACCGAGGGCGGCAGCGAGGGGCUGCCGGUGGGCCAGGUGCGGACGGCGAGCGGGGAGAUUCUCAACUGGCGUGAUCUGCCACCCGCCAGCAUCGAGUCCUUUGAAGACGAGCGGCUCAUCGACGGCAGUAAGUGAAAAGCCACACCGAAAUGCCAAGAAGGGUCUGUCUGCUAACGUCUGGAUGGCCUCAGAUUACGUGCGGAGACCUUUGCUGAUCGACGCGAUCCUGGCGAACCUCGUUCGUGGUGACAAUGCUCCCUCUGUGCUGCAGAUCGUCAAGGUACCUCAGCAGACCGCAUGACGGCACUUCGCUGCCUCUCAUGCUCAUGCGUCCGCCCGUCUGCCUGUCUGGCCACCUGCCUGUCUGCCUGUGUGCAGUCGCUGGUCGAGUACAAUGCCGACGUCAACGAAAUCGGCGUGGUGGCUUGGGAUUGUAAGACCAAAAAGCUAAUGAUGUCAUCCGCUGUCGGUGAGUGUCGAGAGGAAAGGGCGAGACAGAAGGAGAAAUGCCGGAAGGAUGCAGGUCUGACUUGGUGUCUUCAGGUGCUGCUUCCAUGUCCCACUUGCCUGAGGUCCUCGACUACCUUCUCAACCAACCGCAUGCCGACCCGUCAGUCCUCUCUGGGGGGGACUUCCUUGCGGGCCUGAACAUCCUUCAGCUCGCCUGCAUUGGGGAAGACGUGAACCCGGAAGGCAACCAAGAUACCGAAGGUGACAAAUCAAUCGAUUGAGCCAGACUGACGCGCGCUGACGCUCUUGUGUGUUGCCACAGCUCCCCGGCCCCCUCCUGAGCCCAUGGUGGGCAGCAAGGGCCGCAAGAAGGCCGCCAGCAAGGGCAAACGGGCCGGCAACGACGGUCUUGCGCAAGAGGCGGGACAGCAGGCGGCCGGUGGGACAGCGGCGAAGGAGGCAGAGCAGAAGGAGAAGGCCCGGCAGUCGCGUGCAGUGGCCACCCUGGAUCUGCUCGAACGCCGCGGCCUGACGCGCAGCGCACCGGCCGAGGGCAAGGGAGGGCGUCGCAAGAGGGCCGUCCUGAGUCUGCACUGCCGUGACAAGACGGGCUGGUCUCUGCUGCAUUUUGCAGCUAGUAGUGGGUGGUCUGAGGUGAUCAAGUGGCUGCUCAAGAGGGGCUUGGACGCUGAGGCCGUCAAACAAAACAAGAAGAACGAAACACCCCUCGAUGUCGCCCGCCGAUUCGGCCGGACGGUCAGCAGACAGGAGGAAGGCACAGCACGUCAGCCGCUUCAUUUGUUUGGUGUGUUCAGCCGUGUGUGGACGUGCUGAUGGCUCAUCUGGAGGCCCGUCAGAAGGCGGCGGCUGCCGAUCUGCUGCGAGAAGAGGAGAUCGCCCGCAAGAAGGAGGAGAAGGCCGCCAGAAAGCGCGAGCAGAAGCGUCUCAAGGUGCCCUUCCCCUGCACCGCUGCACACACGGAUACUGCAUGUGUGUGUCAUUGCCUUCAGCGUUUGGCGACUCAGCAGGCUGAGUCAGCGGCAGAUGGCGAGACGGAGGAGGCCGACGACACACAGCACGAGACUGAAGAAGUAGAUCAUGUGACGGGGGAAGCUGCUGCGCCGAGCUGCCCGCCAGACUCACACAGCGAGAGGUGCAGACAGAGCCACCGACACUUCUACCCAGUAGCCCCCAUCUGUUGUCCCUCUUGUGUGUGGGAUGCACAGUGUCGAGCCGGCCUUCUCUGACGCCCCGAGUGACCGCCACCAGCAGCGAGAUGUCCUCAGCCAGAGGCCACCAGCUCAUGUCGGCCCUUCGGCAUUCGCUCCUCGCCCUCUCUCCCCUGCUCAUGGCGCAUCAGCGAGCCACUUGUUUGCUGCCCAGCGGCCGCCCAGCUCAUCGUAAGGCACUCAGAGGGGACCCACCACACCGCGAUCUGUUGUGUGUGUGGGUCAUCCAUCCAUCAGGUCCUCAUUUGCCGACCCGCCGGCGUCAUCGACGGUCAGCACGACGCCCGCCGACCGGCCCUCCUCCGCACAGACGUCAGCCCGACACGACCGGUGACUCCCAAACAUAGCCCCAGUCGCCUGUAUGGUCUGUAGCUGACGAUGUGGCUGUGUGUGCGCAGGUUCUGCCCGGCUGACGUGACGGCUCAGUUGCGGGCUGACCUGAACGGAUGCAUCGACAAGAAGGAGAGGUCAGACAACACAACAACACGGCCAUGUGUGUCAUACCAAUGUGUCUGUCUUAUUCCGUGUGUGCAGUCUGGAGGAUCAGUACAGUGAUCUGUUGGCUGCCCGUCGGCGGGAUGCCGAUCGCGUCAAGGAGCUCAAGACGAACAUACGACGACUCAAAUACGUCUCACCUAGGUGAGCGAUACACACGAGGAGAGGGCCCCCCACAGUGGCUCCACUGUGUGUGCUGUUGAUGCAGCCUGAGCCACGAUGUGUUGGUGUCCCUCGCCACGGCUGCCCAAGUGCGUGACUUUGAGGCAAAGAUCAGCCGCGAGGAGGAUCGACGAGCUCAUGGAGACGGCCGUCGACGCACAGCAUGCCCUCCGGCUGCAGAGCGGCGCAUCCAAACCCACAAAGGCACCCGCAGCUGAGCAGCAGAGCGCCUCAGCCGCAACUGUAGCUGCAGCGUCUGCCUCCACGCCCACAUCCGCUGCUGAAGGGUGCGUGGGACUGUGAGGAAGGGGCGCCAUCCAUUCCCAUGUCGGUGCAUCUUGUGUGCACAUCAAUCAGGUGUGGCGUGCCGGUGUGCGGUGCGAUGCGGGUGUUGUUGGACGAGUUGUCGACUGAGGCUCAGCUGCUCGAGGCCAUACAACACAUCCAAUACGACAUAGACCAGUAAGAGAGGACCGUCCGUAUGGCAGCCAGAACGAACUCAUCGCCCUUGAUCUGUCUGUCUGUCUGUCUGUCAGGCUGGAGGGUGACAUCUCUCGGAUGACGGACGUGUGCACCGAGGCCGAGGCCGCACUACAGCCGCUCGAGCAGGAGCACCACACACUGCAGCAAGAGGCAAAGAAACGGUAAACAAAGGCCCACCAACACACACAGACGGCCCGUCAUAUGCCUCUCCGUAUGCCUCUCUGCCCAUUGCCAGGUUGACCCCUACUCGUCUGGAGUCACUCACGAAUAUCGCAGCGGUGGAUGCCUUCAAGCGCGACAUCAAGAGGGCCAAACAAGAGCUGCGAGAUCUGGCCAGAGAGGCCGGCCGCCGAGAGGCUGCACUCGAGAAGGAGGAGACGGCCGCUGCUGCCGCUGCUGCUGCUGCUGCUGCUGAUGGCGAUGGCGGGGAGGGCACCUGCGUCAUGUGCAUCUCGAAGACGCCAACCGUCGUAUUCUUCCCAUGUCGGCAGGUCAGUCACGACACACCCAGACCGAGUUGCAUACCACCUUUGUCCGUGUGUGUGUGUGUGUGUGUGUCUGCAGAAGUGUCUGUGUGAGGGUUGCUGGCGCGACAUGGCGGCGGCCCACGAGGCGGCCAAGAAGGAGAAGGCGCGCCUGGAGGCCCUGCAGCGGCGAGUGCCUGACAACAUCGCCUGUGACGCCCAGCUCAAGUGUCCGAUGUGCAACCAGGCGGCCCACUACGCCAGCACCGUCGACGGCAUCACGACAGCCACGUGAGCAGCAACAGACAGAGACAGUCGGUAGACCGACGUGUGCAUAGCUGUAGCUCUCAUGCGCCGACGGCGCGGACUCAAAUCAGUCAGUCGUCGCUGUGUAUAUCCCUACCUCUAUAUUGGUGGCAGACCUCUUUACUCGGCUGGAUGGAUGUCGUGAGUGAGAUGACAGACAGUGUGUGUGCAUGUGUGCCCUUUAUAGUCUGU